AAGCUACUCUGCGCAAUUGAUCCGUACGUGACGUGGUAAUUAAGUAUGCUCGGAUUGUCGUUUGCGUCCCUGUUCUUGCCGACAAAAAGACAGCUACUGUUCACCCUCCCGAUCUUCUUCUUUCUCACGCAAUUGGGCCUGGAUUACUGCGAGUAUUUGCUUCUCACCUACUUCCAGCAUUUAUGAACUGCAAAAGCAUCGUACUAGUAUGAAUUGCAAUACAAAUUUCCUCAGCAUUAGAAAUGGAAUUUGUAAUGCGGUUUUACCUUGAUGGAAAGAUUUGUAAUGCAAGCCUUGCAUUUAUACGAGUACGAUACUUUUGCACAGGAUAGCAUUGCAAUGGCAACAAAUUCCCCAACUUGAAGCACACGAGCAUUGCGGAGCAGAAGCCGGAUCAAGAGGCUGGGAAAGAUGAAGGUGACGCCACUACUUAUUCGAGCAACAAAAAGGUGGACUGAUUUAAGUCUAUAUAGAUGAACAAGCUGCUGUGCGGAAAUAAGUAGAAAGAAUCCGGUAGGCUGCAAGUACAACUACUAGCAACGACGGUCGAAUAUAAUCGUGUAGAAUGUCGCGGUCGCGGAGAAGAGGGCCGCAGUGUCGCAAAGCGCCACGGUAGAUGGGUGGCUUGUGGUGCAAGACGCACAUAGUUGCACUUGUCGUGUUGAACGCUUGCCAGGCUUAAAGCAUCGCAGUUGAACAACCAUCAAGCUCAUUUCCGGCUUCACCGAAGUGACAACAAGAAAAAUGUCGACCACCGCCGGAGCCUCCGCAUCGCUCUCCAUGUCGACGUCUAGCGUCGUUUCCUCCAUCGUAGUUGCGAUCGUUGCGGUAUCCUGUGUAAAAACGCGCCUGCUUUUUAGCCCACAUUCAUUUGUCAUGCAAAUCUAUUGCAUGCCCGGGCGCGACUACGUUGUGCUUGUGGGCCCAAAGUUGUCAACACGCAGAAGAUCCCCGGGAGCUUCUUAUCUUAGUUUGAAUUUGUCUAUACAUAGCAAUGUUCUUGAUGCUUCUUCUACCUUAACUCUGGGACGUCGGCGGGUAUGUUUUUACACAGGAUAAGCGGUGCUGAUCGGCAUGGUUUUCUGGCUGCUUUUGUCCCAGGAAGCGGUGCCGGAAGGAGCCCUCGUUGACCAACUGGAUCCCGAAUAUUACAUCGCGCCACAUUUGCUCGGAAAGGCAAACGCGACGGCGGCGGAGACAAAGGUCGGCCUGUCCGUGAUAAUACCUGCGUAUAACGAGGAGGUAGUGAAGAAUCGUGUUUUAUUGGGUGAAAGUAACACGCAGCUUGGGUGCAUUUUUUCCAUUUGUCACUCACCUAAAAGCGCUUUCCAGUAGUUGUCGUCCAGCACAUGCAGGUGGAACACCAGAAGUACGAACUUGAGAUAUUCCUUUUCUUGGAACAAGACAAAAUAAAAACUGAACAGGAGCGUCUGCCGAUCAUGAUGAAGGAAACGCUGGACUUUCUCGAAACGACGUACGGGAAGCCGACCGGCGCGACCAGUAAAAAGUCGUACGAGAUCAUCGUCGUCGACGACGGCAGCGAGGACAGCGGGGCACUGAUGGUGCUGAAAACGUACGACCGGGAGACCGUGAAGGUGGUGAAGCUGCGGAAAAACCGGGGUAAGGGCUUCGCGGUGCGAGUCGGCAUGCUGUCCGCGACCGGCGAGAGGCGCUUGAUGGUGGACGCGGACGGGGCCACCAAAUUUUCCGACCUAGCGAAGUUGGAGAAGCAGCUGGGGGCGGGAGUCGCAGCAGAGGGGACAAAAAAGACCUCGGAAGGCGUGCAGGAGAACUACGUAGAAGGUGUACAACGUCGACACGAGGACCAGCAGCAUCAAAUCGCAUUCGGCAGCAGACACCACCUGUCGCAAGAGGCGACGGUGAAGCGAGCCUGGUACCGGAACGUGUUGAUGUGGGGGCUGCACUUUCUCGUCCGGCUCCUCAUCACGGCGAACGGCCAGCCGAUACACGACACGCAGUGCGGUUUUAAACUGUUCACGGCGGACGCGGCCGAGAAGCUGUUUCGGAACCUGCACAUACAGCGGUGGGCCUUCGACCUGGAGCUGGUGGUAUAGAUGCUGCUGAGGCACUUGAUGUCGCUUUGGAUAGUUAAAAAAUUUUGCAUCUCGGCGGGGGUUUGGUUGUGAUACUCGGUAGUUGUUUCAAAAGGAUUUUGCAAUACUAUUAACCUUUCAGGUUCUCGCACAGCAGUUCGGUCUUUCCAUCGCGGAAGUGCCUGUCACGUGGCAUGAAGUCCCCGGGUCGAAGUUGAGCAUAGUGUCUGCGACGCUGAGCAUGCUGAAAGACAUGUUUAAAAUCAGGAUGUGCUACUUGACUGGAAUCUGGAGAAUAAGAUGAUGCUUAUGAAAUAUUGAACCAUUUUGCGACAAGAGACUUUUUGAAAUGCAGCAUGUACAUGCAGCAAAU
Amoebophrya sp. A120 is the source of this 2427-nucleotide messenger RNA. The record is from the annotation of a GenBank genome assembly. Lineage: Eukaryota; Dinophyceae; Syndiniales; Amoebophryaceae.